Didymodactylos carnosus is the source of this 1653-nucleotide messenger RNA. Lineage: Eukaryota; Metazoa; Rotifera; Eurotatoria; Philodinida; Philodinidae. The record is from the annotation of a GenBank genome assembly.
AUGAAAAUAAGUGAUCCGCCAUUUUUGGAACCAACUUUAUGCAAACCUGAAGGUAUAAAUGCACUCACUACAUCAGACAGAACUUCAUCCUAUCCGAAAGCGUCAUCUUCAACAGAACGUGAGCCUUCUAAUGCGAAACAACAGUUGACACUAACUAUCAGGUCUGAUCAUGUUCAAAAUUUUUCCGAUUUAGAACCAAACAAUGUACUUCUAAAAAGUAUUGUAAGCGACGUGAACAACGAAGAACCACAUCGGUAUGAUAAAAGUAUAGCUGGUUCUAUUUUACAACCAGUAUGUGACAAAAAUCUAAUUUUUAGUUAUGUGAUACAUGGUGAUCUCAACGCAGUACAGCAAGUCCUGCAAGAUCAUAGAGAAGUUGUCCAUAUGAAAAAUAGUCAAAAUCAGACUCUGUUACAUGUUGUUGUGAUUUAUGUACUUCCAUACGUAUAUAUCCGUCUGUUAUUGAUGAGUGGAGUCGAUCCCUGCGCACAAGAUCAUGAUGGAUACACUGCCGCCCAUUAUGCUGUAGAAAAAGACAAUGUUGAGAUGUUAAAAGCACUCACCGUCAGAUUCCAUCCUCAGGUCAAAACAUUCUCCGAUAGACAAGUAUAUGAAAUUCAUAAAAAUUGUGUUAGAGCAUUGUCAAUUAGAGAAAAUCAUGGUGGAUUGAUACCGUUCAUGUUGGCUUGCUACAAACAAUCGAUUAAUUGUGCACGAUAUAUACAACGGUUACAAAUGGACCAAAUGGAUGUUAACACACAGGAUCGAUUUGGCGAUACAUCCUUACAUUAUGCUGUAGCUCGAAAUAACAUGGACUUGACGACAUUAUUGAUUGUCGAAUUUAAGGCUGAUGUGAAUGGUGGUAACUCAUCUCGUCCCUCUUCAUUAGAUAUUGCUGUAUUUAACCAUCAUUCAGAAUUAAAAGAAUUAUUAUUAGUAAAUAAUGCUAAAUCACGUUGUCUUAUAAAACGUAUAAUGCAGAAACGUAAAGAUAUGCAACACGAUAUCGAAGGUAAGCUGGAAGAAUUAACAAUCGGUGAUGCACCAAUUAGUACUACUCUAACGGGAGAACAACCAUCGUGUUUGUCAUGUGAAACUGAUAGUCCAGAACCUAAAAAAAAAAAGUCAAUUGGAACUAUUAUUGUUGUUAUUGUUGUACUUGAAGUCAAUGUGUUAUUUCCAUAUUGGAAUAGCGCUGAAGACGAAAAAACCAUAUUCAAAACUGAGUAUGGAUUAUUUUACUUAUUGGAAUUAGAAGUGCAGGUAGCACUUUAUGUACCAGAAGGAAGAAAUUUAUUGCAGUUUGGAAGCUUGAUUCAGCAUGUCACGAAUACGUCAGCGCUAAAUUACAUUGGUUAUGGAUGUUGGUGUGGCUUCGGAGGUAGUGGUCAACCAAUGGACGCAACUGAUGAAUGCUGUAAAAAUCACGAUCAUUGUUAUGAAAAAUAUGAUACGGGAAUGUUUGGCUGCUUUCCUUAUACUGCUACUUAUGCCUGGAAAGUUGAUGAGCACACAGGUACAGUUCAAUGUGUAGAUCAAGAAGGAACAUGCAAAUAUAAUGUUUGUAUGUGCGAUAAAACUGUUUCGGAAUGUUAUCAUCGGAAUUUAGCCACCUUCAAUGUAGAACUAGUAGGAAAAUGUCCAAAACAAUGA